This is a messenger RNA of Trichomycterus rosablanca, 1155 nucleotides long. RefSeq names its product malate dehydrogenase 1Aa, NAD (soluble) (gene mdh1aa). Gene Ontology annotation, cellular component: mitochondrion; cytosol. The record is from RefSeq and is a predicted model, not a curated record. The transcript has 9 exons. Gene Ontology annotation, molecular function: L-malate dehydrogenase (NAD+) activity. The coding region runs from base 70 to 1071 and encodes 333 amino acids. NCBI's taxonomy places the organism in Eukaryota, Metazoa, Chordata, Actinopteri, Siluriformes, Trichomycteridae. Gene Ontology annotation, biological process: malate metabolic process; oxaloacetate metabolic process; tricarboxylic acid cycle.
CGGCUGGUCCGUUCCACAGUGGCAGAGUGUCAGUUACAGGGCAGGUUAUCCAUCCGAAAAUUAUUAAACAUGGCCGAGCCCAUCCGCGUACUGGUGACGGGUGCCGCCGGGCAGAUCGCCUACUCUCUGCUGUACAGCAUCGCCAAGGGAGAUGUGUUCGGCAAGGACCAGCCAAUCAUCCUGGUGCUUUUGGACAUCCCGCCCAUGCUGCCCGUCCUGGAUGGGGUGGUGAUGGAGCUGCAGGACUGCGCCCUCCCGCUGCUCAGAGAGGUGAUCCCCACCGAUAAGGUGGAGGUCGGCUUCAAGGACCUGGACGCCGCCAUCCUGGUGGGCUCCAUGCCCAGGAAGGAGGGCAUGGAGAGGAAGGACCUGCUCAAAGCCAACGUAGCCAUCUUCAAAACGCAGGGAGCCGCUCUGGAAAAGUACGCCAAGAAGACCGUCAAGGUCCUGGUGGUGGGAAACCCGGCCAACACCAACUGCCUCAUCGCCUCCAAGUCCGCGCCGUCCAUCCCCAAAGAGAACUUCUCCUGUCUGACCCGACUGGACCACAACAGAGCUCGAUCUCAGGUGGCGAUGCGCGUGGGCGUCUCCUCGGACAGCGUGAAGAACGUGAUCAUCUGGGGCAACCACUCGUCCACGCAGUACCCGGACGUCCACCACGCCACCGUCACGCUGAGCGGCAAGGACGUGGCCGCCUACGACGCCAUCAAGGACGACGCCUGGCUGAAAGGGGACUUCAUCUCGACGGUGCAGCAGCGGGGCGCGGCCGUGAUCAAGGCCAGGAAGCUGUCCAGCGCCAUGUCCGCCGCCAAAGCCAUCUGCGACCACAUGAGGGACAUCUGGUUCGGCACCCCCGACGGCGAGUUCGUGUCCAUGGGCGUCCACUCCAGCGGGAACUCCUACGGCGUCUCGGGCGACCUCAUGUACUCGUUCCCCGUCACCAUCAAGAACAAGACCUGGAAGGUGGUGGACGGGCUGCCCAUCAACGGCUUCUCCCGCGGAAAGAUGGACGCCACGGCGGCCGAGCUGAUCGAGGAGAGGGACACGGCUCUGUCCUUCCUCUCGGCGUGACUGACCGAUCGGGAUCUCGCCAAGCUGUGAUCAGAAACGCGCGUUUUUUUCUCCCCUGUACUUAUUAAAAUUUAGAUUCUCAAA